UGUGGACCUUUCAACUCUUCUUCGCAGACAAGCGCACCGAGCCACCGGGAGUGAAGCGGCUAAGCACGUUCUGGACGUAAAGUAAUCCAGUAUGUCGGACGACGAAAGUACACCUUCGUUUCUUGACGACGUUAGAGUAAAGUUUGUCGAGGAGAAAGUUUGUUCGUUUCUACAACUGCAGCGUCAAAUGUGGGAUAAAAGUGCAGUCACUGAAGAGUUCCAGAUACUUUUGUCAGACCUUUUUGAAAAAGACAGUGCCGUUUAUUUCUCUUCGCCAAAGACAGGUUGCCUGGUCGCUACAAAUAAGGCUCCACUUACUGCCAAAAGUAACCACAUUUACACCAUAAAGAAGCGAGCUGUCCCCAUCAAUUCAGAAAACUACAGAGAGCUUUUGCUUUUUGGUGUCUUGUCUCCAUUACCUCUACUGCAGCUGUCAAUCGCAGUUGAACAGAUAUGUGUCCCACUGCUGUCCAACCGCCUAAAUCAUUACACAUGGCCACAUCUGCUGUCAGAGGAUAUUACUCGGAAUGCAGAGAGCAUUUGCAGUAAAACAUCAGUCGUGCGGCAAAGGGCUAUGGGGGAAUCUGUCCUUCCUAUCCCAUCAGCAACAGUUUGGCUGGAAAAUGUGUCCAGUACUUUUAAAAUGUAUGGUAACUAUGAUCGGGCGCUGGCCCACAACAUAGAGACCCACGUCAGCAAUUGGACCAAUCAGAUUCACAAAAUGUUGAAGGAGGAUUCAUCAGACAUACUGCUUCACAGUUGUAAUCCAGGGCCCAGUGCUGAGCUGAAGUUCUGGGCUUCCAGGAAGAGCAAUAUUCAGAGCAUAUAUCAUCAGCUUCAGAGUCCUGUUGUGGAGAAAAUGGCAGAGAUGUUGGAAAUGAUGGAGAGCAGCUAUCAUCCUGCAAUCAAGACUCUGAUUAGAAACGUGUUUCAUGCGCUCCAAGAAGCUGAAGACAUUGACCUCCAUCUGCAACCUCUGUGUGGGCAACUGUCUCGAUUGGAGCAAGAAGGUCUCCCUCACCUUGAGGCCACCAUCCCUUCACUGUUUCACUUGUUGUUCCUGAUCUGGACUAACUGCCAACCUUAUCAAAGGCCCACGCGAAUUGUGGUUUUACUUCAGGAGCUUUGCAAUCUGCUCAUUGAACAGGCUUACGUGUAUCUAUCCUCUGACCUCUUACUGCGAGAAGACCCAGAGGAAGGCGUAGAAAUGGUCAAGAGGGUGAUAAAAGUCUUCAGAUGUUUCAAAGAGAGUUACCAUAGCCAGAGGGAGAAGUUGGCCAACCGUGCAAAAGAUGCACCCUGGGACUUCCCGUCUGCCAUGAUUUUCACACGUUUCAACCACUUCCUUAAUCGUCUGCUACAACUGGAGGACAUUUUUGAAAUAAUGCUGGAAUAUAAAAGGAUGGAAAAAAUGGAAUUUGGUGGACCAAAAGGCAAAUUCUACAGCGAGCAUGCGGCUCAGCUGUACACUGAGUUCCUUCAUCACUGCCAGUUGUUGAUACACAGUGACCACUGCCCUUUGGAUUGCGACUCUGAGGAUUUUGACCAGGAUUAUAAGGAUUUCAAAGUGAAGAUUGAGGACUUUGAAUGCAGACUUGCCAGCCUUCUGUGCUCGGCAUUUAAAGACUGCGCAGGGCUGGAAUCAGCAUUUAAAAUGUUAACAAUUGUUGGACCUUUCCUUGAGAGAGGAAACAUUAGACAAAUAUUCAGUCCAAACAUCCCUCUGCUGCAGCAACAAUUUCAGGAUGAGCUGGAAAAAUGUAAAUGGCUCUUAAAGUCACAGUUCAGUGAGAGGGAGAGUUGUUACGGAAAGAACAUGGCUCACACAUCUGGAGCGUUAAAGUGGGCAAAAAUGAUCAAAGAGCGCAUUGAAACUCCAUGGGAAAAAAUACAAUUUAUGUUUGAAAGACCUGUGGAAGGUGUGCAGCCAACAAUGAAGGAGCACCACAUGUACAAGGAGAUGACGAGUCUUCUACAUCAGUACGAGGAAGAUGUUUAUUCUGAGUGGUGUGAUGGUUUGGAGCAGGCCUGCCAGAUUAACCUGAACCAGCCCCUCAUAUGCAGAAAUGCCUCGAAUGAUCUAAUUUCUGUCAACUUCAAUCCAAAGCUUGCUGAAGUCUUAAAAGAUGUGAAGUAUAUCCAAACACUCAACAUUAGCAUUCCAGUGGCAGCCAUGACUGUUUUUGAGAAACGCAACCUCUUCACAAAGUAUGUGAGCAGUCUGCAACUUGUUGUGCAGUGGUACAAUCAACUCAAACAGACCGUGCUCGAGGUGGAACUCCCUCUGAUCAGAGCUGAGCUAACAUCUAUAGAUCAACAACUGAAAAGAGCAGAAACCGAUCUGACUUGGCAGGACCAGGAAUGCUGGAGUUUUAUUGGUACCACCAAAGACCUCGUCCAUGCCCUCAUGGACCGAGUUAGUCGAGCAAAGGAGAACCGUGAUGCCAUUCAAACGAUGAUGAAGAGUUGGAGCAAACAGACUAUGUUUUGCAGAAAGGACAACAAGAAAAGUUCACCGCUACAGCUUGAAGACAGGAGAGACCGUGUUAGCAAGAUCUAUUGCUCCAUAAAACAAGAUGGAGUCUCCAUCCACAAGUUGGUGCAGGAGAACAUGGUGCUGUUCCAUGCAGACUCUUCUUCAGACGCUUGGCAGUCCUAUCUGGAGUACAUAGAUGAGAUGAUAGUUGAGGGGCUCUUCAGCUACAUCAGCCACUCCCUCCAGUUUUUCAUGGACAACAUGGAAUCAUAUCCCAAGCAGGUCCCUCUCUUUGAGCCUCAUUUGACACUAACAGACCUGGGAAUGACCUUUAUUCCAUCACUGGACAAAGAUGCAGGGGAUGGCUUUUAUGAGCUCCUAGAAGGACUGGUUGGAGAUAUAUUUAAGACAUGUGUGAAUGUUAACAGGUUGGCUACUCAUGUUAGCAUGGACAGCUAUCAGGAUCUAAUGGAAGACAUGCUGGGUUUGUCGGACCUGCGGAAAGAAGUGAUGGAAAGAGUGGAAAAUGUCCUCAACAAAGCCAUAUCUUACCAGAGACAGUUUGACUGCUACAGCCAUCUCUGGCAGGAGGACCGGGCAGAGUUCCUCAGCCAGUUCCUCUUGUAUGCACGUGCACUGACACCUGAAGAGGUGGAGGCUCACAGAGCGGAUAUUCUGCCAGAGAGCCCUCCUACAGUAGAGGACUUCAAAGAACAGAUUGAUUACUACGAGGGCCUGUACUCUGAAAUUUGCAAGCUUGAAGACUCCACUGUGUUUGAUGGCUGGUUUCGAGUGGAUAUCAAGCUCUUCAAAGUCAACCUUCUAAACACCAUAAAGAAGUGGAGUUGGCUUUUUAAGGAGCACCUUUUGACAUAUGUCACUAACAGUCUUGAUGAGCUGCAGGAGUUUAUCUGUACUACUGCUGAAGGACUAGCUAAGUGUGUGCCUAAAGGAGACCACCAUGGUUUGGUGGAAAUCAUGAGUCACCUGCUGGCUGUAAGAGAUAGACAACCUGGCACAGACAAGAUGUUUGAGCCUCUCAAGGGCACACUAAUUCUUCUGGAACGACAUGGAGUGACCAUACCCGACAAGGUCUAUUUUCAGCUGGAGGAACUUCCUGAAAAAUGGAGUGGGGUGAAAAAACUGGCCUUAAAGGUGAGACAUGAGGUCUCCCCUAUGCAAAAUGAAGAAGUGUUGGUUUUGCGAAGACGCUGCAUGGAAUUUGAGGUGAAACAAAGCCAAUUCAGAGACAUCUUCAAAGCAGCUGCACCUUUCAGUUACAAAACAACACAUCCCUACAGCAGCCUGGAGAACUCUGAAAAAGCAAUACAAGACUUGGAGAAGGAGUUGGCAGAGUUGCAGCAGUCAACAAAUCUAUUUGACGUUACAAUCCCUGAAUUUAAAGAAAUCAAGCUCUGCAAACGAGACAUUGUUGUUCUCAAAGAACUGUGGGACAUCGUCGUAUUUGUGCAUACCAAUGUGGAAAACUGGACAAAGAGCAAAUGGAGGCAAAUAAACGUGGAGCAGAUGGAUGCAGAAUUGAGGGGGUUUGCUAAGGAUAUGCGGAAGCUUGACAAAGAAGCUCGCGUGUGGGAUGUAUAUUCUGGUUUAGACCUUUAUGUCAAGAACCUGCUGACCUCUCUGCGGGCUGUGAGUCAGCUACAGAACCUUGCAAUACGUGAGCGCCACUGGGUACAACUAAUAAGGACAACACAGAUGAACUUCACUGUGACUGAUAGCACCACCUUGGCAGACCUCUUGGCUCUACAAAUGCAUCUUUAUGAAGAAGAAGUUCGGAGCACCGUGGAUAAGGCAAUUAAAGAAAUGGCCAUUGAGAAGGUUGUAACAGAAAUAAGUCACAUGUGGGCAUCGAUGGAGCUUUCAUAUGAGGACCAUUACCAAACCUCUAUACCACUUCUCAAAUGUGAUGAGCAGCUCAUUGAAACGCUUGAAGAUCAUCAGGUUCAGCUCCAGGGCAUCUUUCAGAGCAAGCAUGUAGAUCACUUUCUUCUCCAAGUAGUGGAGCUUCAGAAACAGCUCACAGUGGCUGACUCUGUGCUGAUGGUCUGGAUGGAGGUGCAGAGGACAUGGGCCUACUUGGAAAGCAUAUUUAAAGGUUGUGAUGACAUCUGCCAGCAGCUGCCAACAGAUGCGCACAGAUUCCGAAUGAUAGAUGUUGAAUUUCAGGAAUUGAUGUUGGACAGUGCAAAGACUAAAAAUGUCAUUGAAGCCACCAACAAACACAAGCUAUUUGAAAAGUUAGAAGAUCUUCAGAAGAGACUGACUUUGUGUGAAAAAGCUCUUGCAGAAUACCUGGAGACCAAAAGACUUGCAUUUCCAAGAUUCUACUUUAUUUCAUCAGCAGACCUGUUGGAUAUUCUCUCGAAAGGAAGUCGCCCUAAAGAUGUAACCUGCCACCUCUCAAAACUAUUUGACAGCAUGUCCGAUCUGGAAUUCUCCAAAAAUCAUUCUAAACUUGUAGUGGGCAUGUACAGCAAAGACAAGGAAUACGUACCAUUUCAGAGGGAAUGUUACUGUAAUGGAGCGGUGGAGGCAUGGCUUACCUCUCUGGAGGAGUCCAUGAGGGAAAGUGUCAGGAGUCGUCUGUCUGAGGCUGUGUCUGUGUAUGAAGAGAGGCCCAGAGAGCAGUGGAUUCUUGACUUUCCGGCACAAGUUGCUCUGACUGCAUCACAGAUAUGGUGGAGUAACGAUGUGGAGCUUGUCUUUAAAAGACUGGAGGAAGGACUUGAGUCUGCACUUAAAGACUACAACAAGAAGCAGAUUGCACAACUAAACAUGUUGAUCAACAUGUUGUUGAAUGAACUGAGUUCAGGCAACCGGCAGAAGAUUAUGACUGUUUGCACCAUUGAUGUCCAUGCAAGAGAUGUUGUUGCCAACUUAAUUGCUCACAAGGUCACCACCUCACAGGCCUUCCUGUGGCUUUCUCAGCUCCGGCACUGCUGGAAUGAGCAGCACCACCACUGUUUUAUUAACAUCUGCGAUGCCCAAUUUUCUUACCUUUAUGAGUAUCUUGGAAAUACACCACGUCUUGUCAUCACGCCUCUCACCGACCGGUGCUACAUUACGUUGACUCAGUCAUUGCACCUGACCAUGAGUGGAGCGCCAGCAGGACCGGCUGGAACUGGCAAAACUGAGACCACAAAGGAUCUUGGCCGAGCCAUGGGUGUCAUGGUCUACAUCUUUAACUGUUCUGAGCAGAUGGACUACAAGUCGAUAGGUAAUAUCUACAAAGGUCUGUCUCAGACUGGAGCAUGGGGCUGCUUUGAUGAGUUCAAUCGCAUCCCUGUCGAGGUGUUGUCUGUUGUUGCUGUGCAAGUCAAAACAAUCCAGGAUGCGAUUCGAUCUAAAAAGAAAAGGUUCCUGUUCCUGGAUACGGAAAUCCUCUUAAAACCCUCUGUGGGGAUCUUUAUCACCAUGAAUCCUGGCUAUGCAGGAAGAACAGAGCUACCUGAGAACCUCAAGGCUUUGUUCAGACCCUGUGCAAUGGUGGUACCUGACAUUGAGCUCAUCUGUGAGAUCAUGUUGGUAGCAGAGGGCUUCUGUGGUGCUAAGCCUCUAGCCAGAAGGUUUACUUCACUUUAUGCUCUGUGCAAUGAGCUUCUCUCCAAGCAGGACCACUAUGAUUGGGGUUUACGUGCUGUCAAGUCUGUGUUGGUUGUGGCUGGUACACUGAGAAGAAAAGAUAAGACAAGACCAGAGGAUCAGGUGCUAAUGCGUGCUCUGAGGGACUUCAACAUGCCAAAAAUUGUAACUGAGGAUGUCAGCAUCUUCCUGGGAUUGCUGCGAGAUCUUUUUCCUGGCCUGGAAGUAGACAGAGAAAGAGACUGGGAUUUUGAAAAGACAGUAAGAGAUACCACUGUUGCUCUCCGUUUGCAGCCGGAGGAGACAUUCAUCCUCAAGGUGAUGCAAUUGGUGGAACUUAUGGCUGUGCGUCAUUCUAUCUUUGUUGUUGGAAAUGCGGGAACUGGAAAGAGCUCGAUAUUGAGGGUUCUCUAUAAAACUUAUGUGAACCUGAAAAAGAAGCCUGUCUGGAGUGACCUCAAUCCUAAGGCAGUUGACAGAGACGAAUUGUUCGGCUUCAUCCAUCCUACAACUCGAGAGUGGAAAGACGGUUUGCUUUCUUCGCUGAUGCGGGAGCAAGCAAACAUGUCCCACCUAGGACCUAAGUGGAUUGUGUUGGAUGGAGACAUUGAUCCGAUGUGGAUUGAAUCACUCAACACAGUGAUGGAUGACAACAAGGUCCUGACUUUAGCAAGUAAUGAGCGUGUGCCACUCACCUCAUCCAUGAGGCUUGUCUUUGAAAUUAGUCACCUGAGAGCAGCCACUCCUGCCACUGUGUCCAGAGCGGGAAUCCUCUACAUCAACCUGCAAGACCUUGGAUGGAACCUAUAUGUUGCCAGUUGGAUUGACCAAAGAGAACGACAAACAGAAAGGGCACACUUAACCAUCCUGUUUGAAAAAUACGUCCCACGUUGUCUAGAAAAGAUGAGAAACAGCUUCAAGACAAUCACUCCAAUACCAGACAACUCUCUGGUACAGACACUCUGCACUUUGCUUGACUGCCUUCUGACGACAGACAAUAUUCCACCUGACUCUCCACGGGACCUUUAUGAAACAUACUUUGUCUUUGCCUGCAUUUGGGCUUUUGGUGGGGCCUUGUGUCAAGACCAGCUUUAUGAUUACCGUGUGGAGUUCAGUCAGUGGUGGACCAAAGAAAUGAAGACUGUCAAGUUGCCAGCACAGGGGACAGUGUUUGACUACUUCAUUGACCCUCCAACCAAGCGGUUCCUUCCGUGGAGUGACAUUGUACCUCCUUUUGAAAUGGAAACUGGUACACCAUUACAGGCUGUUCUGGUACACACAGCAGAGACCCUGCGUCUUCGCUACUUCAUGGACUUGUUGCUGGAGCGGAGACAGCCACUUAUGCUGGUGGGGAACACUGGAGUGGGAAAAACUGCACUUGUCAGGAAUAAGUUAGAUGAUCUGCCAGAGAGUUACAUGUCUACAAAAAUACCGUUCAACUACUACAUAACUUCCCUCAUGCUGCAGGAGAUCCUAGAACGUCCAUUAGAGAAAAGAGCAGGCAGAAGCUACUCACCUGUUGGCAACCGAAGGCUGGUGUACUUUAUUGAUGAUAUGAACAUGCCAGCUGUGGACACCUACGGAACAGUGCAGCCUCACACACUUAUAAGGCAGCACCUGGAUUAUGGGCACUGGUACGACAGACAGAAGUGGUCUUUAAAAGAAAUACACAACACUCAAUAUGUUGCCUGCAUGAACCCAACAGCAGGAAGCUUCAAUAUCAACCCAAGACUGCAGAGACACUUCACUGUACUUGCGGUGAACUUUCCAUCAUCCGAAUGUCUGAUGUCCAUCUUCGGGCAGAUCUUGAGCAGCCACCUAACACAGCAGCACUUCAGUCUGCCUGUUCAGAAGAGCAUCACUGCUGUAGUACAUGCUGCAGUAAUCCUCCAUCACAAGAUGGAGCUCUACUUUUUGCCAACAGCCAUCAAAUUUCACUAUAUAUUCAACAUGCGAGACAUGUCUAACAUUUUUCAGGGAGUACUUUUUGCAGAGCCUGACAGUGUAAAAGACAGCACCGAUCUGGCUCUGCUAUGGCUACACGAGUCCUGCAGAGUCUACUCAGACAGGCUGGUGGAUGUGAAAGACUUACAGCUCUUCCGGAAGCUCCAGAUGGAGACUGUGCAUGAAUGCUUUGAGGGAGUUGAAAAUGAAAAAGUGACAAAACAGCCCCUCCUCUAUUGCCACCUUGCCAAAAUGGGUGAGGAAUCCUCCUACACUGCUGUUACAGACUGGUCUGUGCUCAAGACCACCCUCACUGAUGCUUUGGAAAGUUACAAUGAGCUCAAUGCAGCUAUGAAUUUGGUGCUGUUUGAGGAUGCAAUGCAACAUGUCUGUCGCAUCAGUCGUAUCCUGGAGUCUCCCUGCAGUCACGGCUUACUGAUUGGCGUUGGGGGCAGUGGCAAGCAGAGCCUGACUCGCCUGGCUGCCUACAUUUCCUCUGUGGAAGUCUUCCAGAUCACUUUGCACAAAGGUUAUAGUAUCCAGGACCUCAAGAUGGAUCUUGCAGGUUUGUUCCUGAAGGCUGGUGUGAAGAAUCAGCGUGUGGCUCUUCUCAUGACUGAUGCACAAAUACCUGAUGAGCGCUUUCUGGUCAUUGUUAAUGACCUUCUGUCAUCAGGAGAAAUUCCUGAGGUCUUCAGCGAGGAGGAAACUGAAGGGAUUGUGUCCUCUGUGAAAGCUGAGGUCCGAGCCCUUGGGCUUCUUGAGACCAAGGAGAACUGCUGGAGAUUCUUUAUUGACAGAGUCCGACUUCAAAUGACGGUAGUGUUGUGUUUGUCUCCAGUGGGCAGUGAACUCCGACUAAGGGCCUGUCGAUUCCCUACUAUCAUCCAAUGCACCACCAUCGACUGGUUUCAUCCUUGGAGCUCGGAAGCUUUGCAGUCAGUCAGCUACACGUUCAUUCAUGAGAUUGAAGGCAUUGAGCCUGCUGUCCAGGAAUCCAUCAGUCUUUUCAUGGCCUACGUUCACACCAGUGUCAACCAAGCAAGUGAAAAAUACCAGCGCGAUGAGAAGAGAUACAAUUACACCACCCCCAAGAGCUUUCUCCAGCAAAUCACCCUGUACAGGAACCUUCUGCAAAAGUCUCGAGACCAGCUUCAGCUCAAGAUGAACCGCCUUGACAGUGGCCUUCAAAAGCUCCAAAGCACUGCUGCUCAGGUGGAGGAUCUGAAAACCAAAUUGGCGGACCAAGAAGCUGAUCUGACCUUUAAAAAUGAAAAUAUUGAGGCUCUUAUUGCAAAGAUUGGACUUCAGACUGACAAAGUUAGCAGCAAGAAAGAGGCUGCAGAUGUGGAGGCACAAAAGGUGGCUCUCAUCCAGGCAGAGGUGUCAGUAAAACAGAGAGAUUGUGAGACAGACCUAGCCAAGGCAGAGCCUUUACUGACAGCCGCCACAGCAGCACUGAACACCCUCAACAAGGUAAAUCUUACUGAGCUGAAGGCCUUCCCCAACCCUCCCCCGGCAGUCAUCAACGUAGCGGCAGCCGUGAUGGUUCUGCUGGCUCCCCGCGGUCGGGUUCCUAAGGAUCGGAGCUGGAAAGCAGCACGGGCCUUCAUGGGCAAGGUGGAUGAUUUUCUGCAGGCCCUGGUGUCAUAUGACAAGGAGCACAUCCACGAGUCAUGUUUGAAUGUGGUGAAACAGGAAUACCUUAGAAAGCCUGAGUUCCACCCUGAUCAAGUUCGGACCAAAUCUACAGCUGCAGCAGGACUCUGUGCCUGGACAAUUAACAUUGUUCGAUACUACGAGAUUUAUUGUGAGGUCAUUCCAAAGAGACAUGCUUUGUCACAAGCUAAUGCAGAGCUAGAAACAGCAACAGCAAAACUGCUGUCCGUCCAAAAGAAGUUGGUGGAUUUGGAUGCCAACCUCCAGAACCUCACAGCUCAGUUUGAGAGGGCUACAGCUGAGAAAAUCAGUUGUCAGCAUGAUGUGACUCGCACCAACCAGACCAUAGAGCUGGCCAACCGACUUGUCAAAGGCUUAGAGUCAGAGAAGGAACGCUGGUCGCAGGCACUUGUUCAAUAUGAAAAGCAACAGAAAACGCUUUGUGGUGACGUUGCCCUCACCUCAGCAUUCGUCUCAUACAUGGGUUACUUUACCAGGCAGUAUCGUGCUGAACUCCUCAAUGACAAAUGGAUCUCUUUUCUCAAAUGUCAAAAGGUCUCCAUACCCCUGACAGACGGACUGGAUCCCAUUCUCAUGCUUACUGAUGAUGCCGGUGUGGCUGCUUGGCAUAACCAAGGUCUGCCAAAUGAUAGGAUGUCCACAGAGAACGCUGCCAUCCUGACCACCAGUGAGCGCUGGCCGCUUAUCGUUGACCCGCAGCAGCAGGGCAUCAAAUGGCUACGAAGCCAGCAAGGGUCCAAACUGAGGGUGGUGCAACUUGGACAGAAAGGGUAUCUUGAUGUAAUUGAAGAGGCACUAGUUAGUGGUGAGACAGUGUUGAUAGAGAAUCUGCCGGAAAGAGUUGACCCGGUCUUGGAGCCUCUUUUGGGCAGGAACACCAUCAAAAGGGGAAGGUACAUUCAGAUUGGUGGCAAGGAGUGUGAAUACAACAGUAACUUCCAGCUUAUUUUGCACACCAAGCUGGCCAAUCCCCAUUUCCCUCCCGAACUCCAGGCUCAAGCCACUCUCAUAAACUUCACGGUGACCCCUGGUGGUCUGGAGGAGCAACUGCUGGGACAAGUAGUAUCCCGGGAAAGGCCUGACCUUGAAGCCCAAAAGAUGGAGCUGACCACACAGCAGAACCACUUUAAGAUUGAGCUUAAGAGGUUGGAGGAUGACCUGCUAAGUCGCCUCUCUGCAGCCUGCGGUAAUUUCCUGGAUGAUAUUUCUCUGGUGGAGCAACUUGAGAUCACCAAGACCACAGCUUCCCACAUCCAGGAUAAAGUGGUGGAGGCCCGCGAGAAUGAGACAAAGAUCAACGAGGCUCGGGAAAUAUACCGCCCUGCUGCUGAGAGAGCAUCACUCCUCUUCUUCAUCAUCAAUGACCUCAACAAGAUUAACCCCAUGUACCAGUUUUCUCUCAAGAGCUUUAUCUCAGUGUUUAUCAAAGCAAUGGAGUUUGCAAGAUGCAAGGAGGAUGUGAGAAGCAGAGUGGAAGCUCUCACUGAGGCCAUCAACUAUUGUGUAUUCCUGUACACCAGCCAGGGCCUGUUUGAGAGAGACAAGUUAACCUUCUUGUCACACACUGCCUUCCAGAUCCAGCUUAAGCAGAACCUGAUUGAUGCACAGGAGUUUGAUUUUCUCCUGCGUUUCCCGGUGGAAGCUAGGAAAGUUAGCCCUGUGUCCUUCCUCUCGCCACAAGCCUGGGGAGCCAUUAAGACCAUAUCUACAAUGGAGGCUUUUAGCGGACUGGACAGAGACAUCGAAAGUUCACAUAAGCGCUGGAGGAAGAUUGUUGAAUCCAGCUGUCCUGAGAAGGAAAGACUUCCGCAGGACUGGAAGAAUAAAAGUUGCAUGCAGAAGCUUAUCAUCCUGAGAGCUCUGCGCCCUGAUAGGGUGACCUACACAUUAAGGAACUUUGUGGAGGACAACAUGGGAGACAAAUAUGUUGAGGCUUCCAGACUCGACUUUGACAAGUUAUAUGAAAGUAGCAGCCCAUCAACACCAGUGUUUUUUAUCCUUUCACCAGGCGUUGACCCACUCAAAGAUGUAGAAAAAAUAGGAUUAACACUGGGAUUUUCAAGUGACUUGGGCAAUUUUCAUAAUGUUUCAUUGGGGCAGGGACAGGAAAAUGUUGCUGAAAGGGUACUUAAGAAUUCCUCCAAACUUGGACACUGGGUCAUUCUGCAGAAUGUUCACCUAGUAGCACGAUGGCUGCCAACUCUAGAAGCUCUCCUGGAGACAGUGGCAGUGGAUAGUCACCCCAGCUACAGGGUGUUCAUCACUGGGGAACCAGCACCAUGCCCAGAGCAGCACGUCAUCCCCAGAGGCAUUCUCGAGAACUCAAUCAAAAUCACCAACGAGCCCCCCACUGGCAUGAACGCCAGUCUGCAUGCAGCAUUCAACAACUUCAGUCAAGACACACUGGACAUGUGCUCACGAGAACAGGAAUUCAACUCUAUGUUGUUCUCCCUCUGCUUCUUUCAUGCAUGUGUCACGGAGCGCCGCAAGUUUGGCCCUCAAGGGUGGAACCAUAAGUACCCCUUUAGCACCGGAGACCUCACCAUCUCAGCUAAUGUUCUGUUAAACUAUUUGGAAUCCAACACCAAGUCGAUGCAGGUACCAUGGGAGGAUUUGUGCUAUCUCUUUGGGGAGAUCAUGUAUGGUGGACACAUCACUAAUGACUGGGACAGAAGACUGUGUAAGGCCUACCUGCAAGAAUUAAUGCAACCUCAAAUGUUUGAAGGAGAGCUGUACCUUUGUCCUGGAUUCCUCGCUCCUCCAUUCAUGGACCACGGUGGAUACCACACUUACAUUGAUGAUCACCUUCCAUCUGAGAGCCCCACCUUGUACGGCCUUCAUCCCAAUGCUGAGCUGGAUUGCCUCACUCUCACCUCGAACAACCUCCUAAAGACUCUGCUGGAACUGCAGCCCCAGGGCUCCUCCAGGGCGGAGGGGGCAGUCUUGAGCACAGAAGAGAAGGUCAAGUCUAUCAUUGACGAUCUUCUUGACAAGCUUCCUGAGCAGUAUAACAUGGCAGAGAUGGUGGUGAAGGCAACAGAGCGAAGUCCGUACAUUUCAGUGUGUUUGCAGGAGUGUGAACGCAUGAACCUCCUGCUGGCAGAAAUGAGAAAAUCUCUUAACGAGCUGGAUCUUGGCCUGAAGGGAGAACUCACCAUCUCUUCCAGUAUGGAGACUCUGCAGUUGGCCCUGUUCGGUGACUCUGUUCCAGAUUUCUGGGGCAGGCUGGCUUACCCCUCCACUAAAACACUUACACACUGGUUCAAUGAUAUCAAGUGUAGCUGCCGUGAGCUGGACAGCUGGAUACAAGACUUUGUUCUACCUGCUGUUGUUUGGCUCUCAGGCCUCUUCAACCCGCAGUCUUUCCUCACUGCUAUUCUGCAGAGCAUUGCUCGUAAGAAUCAGUGGCCCCUGGAUAAGGUGACGCUAACUGCAGAUGUGACAAAAAAGACUAAAGAUGACUUUGGGCAUCCACCACGGGAGGGGGCCUACAUCCACGGCCUGUUCAUGGAAGGAGCACGUUGGGAUGCUCAGUUGGGAACGAUCGCCGAAGCGGUUUUGAGGGAUCUAAUCCCUCCCAUGCCGGUGGUGUAUGUUCGAGCGGUGCCAGCAGAGGAGCAGGAGCUCAAGAACACUUAUGAGUGUCCCGUGUACCGCACAAAACAGCGCGGUUCCACAUUUGUUUGGACAUUUUACCUAAGAACCAAACAGCCUCCUGCUAAGUGGAUUUUAGCUGGCGUGGCUCUGCUGCUUUCAGUGUGAUGCAUUAUGGGAUGUGACAAGUAUUAAUGUAGCAACAGUAUUAUGAGAGCAGUUUUGCAAAACAUGUUUUAGGACAAACAAUUUCUUCCAGCAGUAUUCAAUUAUGUCAACUUUUAUAUAUUGUUAUGGCAUAGUAUGGUUUAUUUGCUUAACAAAUUAUACUUAGGAUAUUACGUGGUUACAUUUGCACUAAAUUUGCAAUUCAAUAUGUCAGUAUGUCCGAAAAGGAGUAGGAGGAAGCGGAUCUUAUUUAAUCCUACUCCUAUUACUGAUCAUUCAUGCGCACCAUAUCUUUUACAUGUUGACAUUUAAGAUUUUUUGUAACCAUUUUCUAAUUAAAGUGAAAAGAAUGUAUAGAUCUUGGAAUCUGAGAAUGUUUUUUAUAAUUAAACAUUGUGUUUUUUUAAUACUGAUCAUGCAACACGUGUGAACAUGUUAGAGAACAAAAAUAAGUAAGAACAGGCUACAUGUAAUAGAGCUAGACCAGA
Molecule: messenger RNA, 13953 nt
Organism: Dunckerocampus dactyliophorus (ringed pipefish)
Lineage: Eukaryota; Metazoa; Chordata; Actinopteri; Syngnathiformes; Syngnathidae
Product: dynein axonemal heavy chain 11
Exons: 83
Coding region: 92-13465 (4457 amino acids)
Biological process (GO): microtubule-based movement
Cellular component (GO): dynein complex
Molecular function (GO): dynein light intermediate chain binding; ATP binding; minus-end-directed microtubule motor activity
Source: RefSeq, a predicted model, not a curated record